CUGGAAUAUCUACAGGUGUCUCGCUAGAUUUCCUCGCCAAUUAUUCGUCGUACGGUCUUGACAAUGCCACGAAAGUGCGAAUGAUAAUAGUCAUCUUCCUACAGCGAGCGGUUCUCCGUCUGCAGUCUGCCCGCCCUAAAUCUUAUCAAUCGUGGCAGACGGCUUGUGGGACGAAAUUAAUCGGCUAUGGGAGGCAUUCCUUUUCGAUCAACCGGAUGCAAUACGUGCCGGCGACGAAAGGUCAAGUGUGACGAGGCAAAGCCGGAAUGCAAUCGAUGCAUCAAGAACGGCCAUGUUUGUACCGGCUAUGAACGGAAAAGGGUCUUUAUCCAUAAAUCGUCCGAGGUCAUAGAUGAUGGAGAACUGAAGCUCGUCCGUCGCCCGAAGUCGACCUCCGGGAAGAUUCCCGACCGUCAAUUAACACGAGUGGGGCCAGGCCUUCCCCGUUUGAAUAUCAAUGCGGAGGUCCGAUCACAGCUGCUCGCCUCCUUUGUGGGGGGCUUUCUUCCUUCGUCACGGCAUUUGCAAGAUGGAAAAGAUUCAAACAUCCUCAAAACACUUCCUGAACUAUGUGGGAAUAGUCCUCUGCUGGACAGAGCGCUUCUAUCGCUCUCUUCGGCUUUUCUUGCGAAACAACACAAGGACGAUCGUUUACUCGGAUAUAGUACGAAGCUCUAUAACAAUUCGAUGGAGAUCAUGCAGGGCAAGAUCAAAUCCGGCAGAGGCCUGGGCCAAGAUGUCCUAUAUACAACAGUCAUAUUCCAAUUAUACGAAUUAAUCCACUCGUCACCCCCGGGAUUUAUGGCCUGGAUAGCACAUGUGCAAGGCAGUAACGCGAUCAUUAACCAGUGCAGCGUCCGCAAAAAAGAAAGUACUACUGAGAAGUUGUUCCACCGUCAACUUAAAUUUGUUACUUUAUGUGAUGCGGUGGGGAGACGCAAGGCCGCCACCCUCUAUGAAGUUCUGACUACGCAACAACGCUUAUCCCAGGGCUCAACGGAAGUUGAGCCAAUCGAUGAACUGACGGACCUUCUGGCCGAGUGCUCUGCUCUCAUAGAACACGUAGACAUUUUCAUCGAGCAUCUCCCUGCCAGCCCUAAUGGCGUCAAGAACGACGGCGAGAAGUUACUGGAUUCUUGCCUAUCGCUAGAGGGAAGACUACACCAGACAUGUCUCAGGAUGCAGGAGAAACUUGGGACGCCAUCGACAGGCCUUCAUGAUGUUCCCUUGCGGGAAGACAUGAGAGCACACCUUGCCACCUCUUUAUUCCCCGAUCCCUUCCAAUUCGCCUCCCUGGCCUGCGCUGAAUCGCACCUCAUCUAUUGGGCCACCUUGAUUAUACUGUACCCGCUAGUUGAUGAGCUUCUCGACGUCCUUGGCUAUCGCGGAAAUGACGUUACACCCUCGCAGUCCUGUGCCACUCAUCCCCCGACGGGUGAACAGCGUUCCUUGGGCUUGGAUGUGGCAACAGAUUUCACAGCGCUGGCGGAGCAUUAUGCAGACGAGAUUUGUCGAUCCGUUAUGUACUGUACACAGUCUGAUAUGAAUACGCUGGGCGCGCAACACUUGCUUGCCCCUCUCAGCCAAUCUGCGCAAUUCUUUCAGGUCCACGAAGUAGCGCAAAAAUACAGGUGGUGUCAGGGGGUGUUUGUGCUCCUUGACUCGCUAGGUCUGGGAAUAGCUCCGCUGCUGAAGGACAUGGUUUGGCCCCAAUACCGCUCUGCUCGUCUACGUCGGUCUUUGUCAUCCACGGGAAAGGUCUCAUGAUGAGCUUUUGCCUGUUCAAUGCAAUUUCGGUGCCAAGGUGGCAGGUCGCAGUUGAGCAUGUCGGAAUCACGCUUGGAAGUACGGGAACUACACCAAGUACAUUUUGGAAGGCUACCAGCGAUCGACCUACAUAAUAUCAACCUAGGAUUACCAACCGACAUGUUGGUUUAAUCAUGACUAGAAAGCAAGCCAGUUGAUGCGGGCAGCAGCAGCUCAUUGUUGGUCUUGAUGCAGGACAAGGUACUGGGCCGCGAGCGACAGGUCACCACAUGUCUGCCUCUACACCACACGUCGACCUUAACGCUCACCAGCCAGGAAUAUUCAGGAAAGGCCGGUUUAACCGCGAUAGGUUCACCAAGUAGCAGGUCCAAGCAUGUGGCCUUUUGCACAACACAGGUAUGACCGAAGCGGAACUCGGCUGAGAGGCAUUUCUGUUACACCCAUAAUAUAUAGCGCUUAGUACUACGGGAAUUUAGGCCCACCGUCAGAUAGUC
Molecule: messenger RNA, 2261 nt
Organism: Aspergillus piperis CBS 112811
Lineage: Eukaryota; Fungi; Ascomycota; Eurotiomycetes; Eurotiales; Aspergillaceae
Product: Zn(II)2Cys6 transcription factor domain-containing protein
Exons: 4
Coding region: 187-1767 (526 amino acids)
Biological process (GO): regulation of DNA-templated transcription
Molecular function (GO): zinc ion binding; DNA-binding transcription factor activity, RNA polymerase II-specific
Source: RefSeq, a predicted model, not a curated record